Molecule: messenger RNA, 1845 nt
Organism: Capronia epimyces CBS 606.96
Lineage: Eukaryota; Fungi; Ascomycota; Eurotiomycetes; Chaetothyriales; Herpotrichiellaceae
Product: heat shock protein SSB1
Exons: 7
Coding region: 1-1845 (614 amino acids)
Biological process (GO): protein refolding; cellular response to unfolded protein; vesicle-mediated transport
Cellular component (GO): plasma membrane; cytosol; cytoplasm
Molecular function (GO): heat shock protein binding; ATP-dependent protein folding chaperone; misfolded protein binding
Source: RefSeq, a predicted model, not a curated record
AUGUCCGACGAACUAUAUGACGGUGCCAUUGGCAUCGAUCUGGGUACCACAUAUUCCUGUGUUGCAAACUACGACGGCAACAAUGUCGAAAUCAUCGCCAACGAGCAGGGUAGCUUCACCACCCCUUCGUUCGUCUCCUUUACCGAUGAAGAACGCCUCAUUGGCGAGGCCGCGAAGAACCAGGCUGCAAUGAACCCUGAAAACACAGUCUUCGAUGUCAAGCGUUUGAUUGGACGACGAUUUGACGACCCUAUUGUCAAGAAGGAUGUUGAAUCAUGGCCAUUCAAGGUUGUUGACCAAGGUGGCAACCCUAUGGUGCAAGUCAGAUAUCUGGGAGAGACAAAGACUUUUUCGCCACAAGAAAUCUCGUCGAUGGUCCUCACGAAGAUGAAGGAGGUUGCCGAAACCAAAUUGGGCAAGAAAGUCGAGAAGGCCGUUGUCACAGUCCCUGCCUACUUCAACGACAACCAGCGACAAGCCACCAAGGAUGCCGGUGCCAUCGCUGGCCUCAAUGUUCUCCGUAUCAUCAACGAGCCCACUGCUGCGGCCAUCGCAUAUGGUCUGGGUUCUGGUAAGACUGACAAGGAGCGAAAUGUCCUCAUUUACGAUCUUGGUGGUGGUACUUUCGAUGUCUCCCUUCUCAACAUCCACGGCGGCGUCUUCACGGUCAAGGCCACCGCUGGUGACACCCACUUGGGCGGUCAAGAUUUCGACACCAACCUCCUCGACCACUUCAAGAAGGAGUUCCAAAGAAAAACCAAGAAGGAUCUCUCUGGUGACGCCCGUGCCCUCCGCAGACUCCGCACUGCCUGCGAGCGUGCGAAGAGAACCCUGUCCAGCGCUACCCAGACCACCGUCGAAAUUGACUCGCUCUUCGACGGUGAGGACUUCAACACCCAAAUCACCCGGGCUCGUUUCGAAGACCUCAACGCCAAGGCUUUCAACGGCACUAUCGACCCUGUUCAACAGGUUCUGAAGGAUGCCGGCGUUGCCAAGUCUGGUGUCGAUGUGAUCGUGUUGGUGGGCGGUUCUACCCGUAUUCCCCGCAUUCAGAAACUGCUCAGCGACUUCUUUGAUGGCAAGAAGUUGGAGAAGAGCAUCAACCCCGAUGAGGCUGUCGCAUACGGCGCCGCCGUCCAGGCUGGAAUCCUCUCUGGAAAGGCCACUUCUGCCGAGACCGCCGACCUUCUUCUGCUUGAUGUCGUGCCGCUCUCCCUGGGUGUUGCCAUGGAAGGCAACAUCUUUGCCCCUGUCGUCCCUCGCGGCAGCACUGUUCCCGUUUUGAAAAAGAGAACCUUCACUACCGUCCAAGAUGCGCAGCAGACCGUUCAAUUCCCCGUGUACCAGGGUGAGCGAACCAACUGCGAGGACAACACCUCCCUGGGUGAAUUUACCCUGGCUCCUAUCCCGCCCAUGAAGGCCGGUGAUGCUCAACUUGAGGUUGUCUUCGAAGUCGACGUGAACGGUAUUCUCAAGGUCACUGCUACCGAGAAAUCGUCGGGCCGAAGCGCCAACAUCACCAUCUCGAACGCGACUGGCAAGCUGUCCAGCGCUGAGAUCGAACAGAUGGUUGAGGACGCUGCCAAAUUCAAGACCACUGACGAGGCUUUCACCAAGAAAUUCGAGGCGAAGCAGCAGCUCGAGUCCUACAUUGGCCGUGUCGAGGAAAUCAUCUCUGACCCGGGCUUGUCGCUGAAGAUGAAGCGUGGCAACAAGGCCAAGAUUGAGGAGGCCCUCAGCGACGCCAUGCAGCAGCUUGAGCUGGAGGAGUCGAGCCCCGACGACUUGAAGAAGAAGGAGUUGGCAUUGAAGAGAGCUGUGACCAAGGCCAUGGCCACGAGGUAA